AUGCGGGUGGUGCGCGCCCGCAAGCAGCUCGUGGCUGGGCUGAACUACUUCUUGGAUGUGGAAAUCGGUCGAACCACAUGUACCAAGUCCCAGCCCAACUUGGCCAGCUGUCCCUUCCACGUGCAGCCGCACCUGAGGAAGGAAGCGCUCUGCUCUUUCCAGGUAUACACUGUCCCCUGGUUGGGCAAGACCUCCUUGGUGAAGUCCAGCUGCCAGGACGCAUAGAGGAGAUGUGACAGGCGGGGCCGCGCAGGCUGCCUCCCACUUGCACACCCCCUCCCUGGUGGGGCCCCCGCAGUGUGCUGGCCUCAGGAGAUAAACGGAGAAGCUUCUGAGCCUUGUGUGACCAGCUAAGUGGCUCUCCCUUGCUUCUUUCUGUAAAGUGCUUUCUAGAUGCACCUGUGCCCGGUGCACGCUCUGCUUCCACUUUACGCAAUAAAACAUGACGUCAGCUA
This is a messenger RNA of Myotis davidii, 455 nucleotides long. It is a transcript of the gene CYSTATIN-C, whose product is annotated as cystatin-C. The transcript is spliced from 3 exons. Gene Ontology annotation, molecular function: cysteine-type endopeptidase inhibitor activity. The record is from RefSeq and is a predicted model, not a curated record. NCBI's taxonomy places the organism in Eukaryota, Metazoa, Chordata, Mammalia, Chiroptera, Vespertilionidae. The coding region runs from base 1 to 225 and encodes 74 amino acids.